UGUUCUUGAAAAGACACUAAUCAAGUUUUUGUCUGCGAUUUCGAGAAGAAAAUGAUUCCGAUUUCGUUAUCCGAUCGUUUUCGAGGAGCCUUGAGUUUGAAUGCUCUGAGAUGUUAUUUGGCUGAGUUCAUAUCCACUUUCUUCUUCGUUCUUGCCGCCGUUGGAUCCAUUAUUUCUUCACGGAAAUCAAUGGCGGGUGAUGUGACGGGAGCGUUAGGGGUACUGACUGCGGCGAUUGCGACAGCGUUUGCGUUGUCAUCGGCGGUUUACAUCGCUUGGAACGUGUCCGGUGGCCACGUUAACCCAGCGGUCACGUUUGGGAUGGUGGUUGCUGGUAGGAUCAGCGUUCCGACCGCACUUUUCUACUGGACUUCGCAGAUGUUUGCUUCCGUUAUGGCCUGCCUUGUCCUAAAAGUCACCGUCUUUGAACAGCACGUUGCGAUGUACAAAAUCGCGGCAGAGAUGACGGGUUUUGGAGCGUCGGUUCUUGAAGGGGUAAUGACCUUUGCCUUGGUCUACACGGUUUGUUCGGCCGGUGACCCGAGACGGGGACCGUCAGGGGUUCUGGGCCCCAUUUUCAUAGGGUUCGUUGCCGGAGCCAAUGUACUGGCGGCCGGGCCGUUCUCUGGUGGCUCUAUGAACCCGGCCUGUGCCUUUGGCUCGGCCCUGGUCUAUGGGAGCUUCAAGAACCAGGCUGUGUAUUGGGUCGGUCCUCUUCUCGGAGGAGCCUUCGCUGCUUUAGUGUAUGACAACCUGGUUGCUCCGGCGGAUUCUGACCGUGAUUCUUUGUCCGGAGAUUCUGCCGGAGUUUAGAUUUAUUGGAAUUUGUAACAGUAGUUUAUGUCAGUGUCUGUAAUUUCUCUGUCUCUGUUGUAAGAAAGAAAUGUUUGACAUUUAUAUCAUAUUUUGAUCCUUGUAUGUGA
Messenger RNA from Tarenaya hassleriana, 923 nucleotides. RefSeq names its product probable aquaporin TIP5-1. Gene Ontology annotation, molecular function: water channel activity. The record is from RefSeq and is a predicted model, not a curated record. The transcript has 3 exons. NCBI's taxonomy places the organism in Eukaryota, Viridiplantae, Streptophyta, Magnoliopsida, Brassicales, Cleomaceae. Bases 52 to 813 code for a protein of 253 amino acids. Gene Ontology annotation, cellular component: membrane. Gene Ontology annotation, biological process: water transport; transmembrane transport.